Osmia lignaria (orchard mason bee) is the source of this 369-nucleotide messenger RNA. RefSeq names its product ubiquinol-cytochrome c reductase complex assembly factor 5. NCBI's taxonomy places the organism in Eukaryota, Metazoa, Arthropoda, Insecta, Hymenoptera, Megachilidae. The record is from RefSeq and is a predicted model, not a curated record.
ACUUACUGCUAUAAAGCAACAUGGCGACUAGUAGCUAGUUGAACUGCCCGAGGAAAACCGGCUUGAUCAUGACGAAUUCAAUAUUGUUCAACAAAAAAAUAAGAAAAUUGAUUAUGAAUAUGCCUGGGAAGGCUCUUGGGGAAUUUCGACUUUUACCAAUUUUCUUUGUAAUGGGUGCCUUGCUGGAGUUUACUAUGAUUCAUUGGAAGGUUGGAGAGGUUAACUUUUAUAAUACGUACAAGAGAAGACGAGUAGAAGAAGCAGUUGAAGAAAGAUUACAACAGAUAAAAAUGAAAUCUGCUGAAAAUGUCGAAUAAUUAAUCGCUAAUACUUAAAUUUGUCUUUGAACGAUAUAAAUAAUUAAAAAAA